AUGAAGCGUUGGCCGUUCCUCGCUCUGUUCUUUGUGAAUGCGAUCGCGGUGGGGAUUCUUGUGGCGUACGGCCAAGGCACGAUGACGAAAUCUAUCCAUGCGGCAUGCGAAAACAUUUUGGCCAAGAUCCCGGCACUCCGACAAUGCAACACCGUUCAAUACCCCCACUGCAUUGAAAACCAAGCCAUCUUUCGAGCCAGCAUGGCCAUCGGCGUGUUCUUCUUGUUCAUGAUGGUGUGGAGUGCGCUGACCGAAUGGGGGCACAACCGCGGAUGUGCGAUCCUUGCCCUCGAGUUGCCCCUCUACCUUGGGCUCUCCAUUGGUGCAUUCUUCUUACCCAACAGCGUGUUCGACGUGUACGCAUGGAUUGCAGCAGUCGCGUCGGGCGUGUUCAUCGUCAUGCAAAUCGUGAUUCUGCUGGACUGCGUCUAUGGCAUUCGAGACUUUAUCUUGGAAAAGAUCCAGGCCACGCCCGAAAGCCGCCAAUGGCCAGCUGUGUUUAUCACACUGUCAAUGUUGUCGCUGAUCGCGACCAUCGUGGGGCUUGUCCUGUUGUAUGUCUACUACUCUGCAUUGCCCCUGGCAGUGGUGUUCAUCACGAUCACUGCUGUAUUUGUCGUGGUGCUACCAGUACUCGGGGUCAGCGACAAGAUUGGAUCGGGGCUGCUCCCCCCUGCGGCCAUGACGAUGUACCUCGUCUUCUUGUGCUGGCAAGCCGUGUCCAAAAUCCCGAACUUCUCCCCGUCAUUUGCGACGGGGCCGUCAGCUUCCCCCAUCCUCGUGCCCAGCGCCAUCAUCGGCGCUUUGACUGUGUCCUGGACAAGUUGGCGAACGUCCGAGUCAACGAAAUCGCUGUUUCGACUGGAGAUGCACCCUGACACGGCCGACAAGUCGAGUGCAAGCCAAGCCUCCAACGGGUCCAAGGAAGCACCGGUUGAACCAUCGAGUGGAGUCGUCGCAUGGGACAAGGUAGUGGUGGCCGUCCCGGAAGACGCGACUCCCCCUCUGUCCUCGGAGCUAACUGCCCCAAGCUGGCAGUUCUUCUUCAUCAUGUUUGUCAGCAGCUUUUAUAUGGCAAUGGUGAUGACCAACUGGGGCGUCAACGGCGGGACCACGACGCCAGAAGUCGUUUGCGUGUGGGUUCAAAUCGUAUCGCAGUGGGUCACGGGCUUGUUCUUUCUCUGGUCCCUCGUUGCCCCCUUGCUGCUCCCCCAUCGCGACUUUUCGUAA
Molecule: messenger RNA, 1230 nt
Organism: Aphanomyces invadans
Lineage: Eukaryota; Oomycota; Saprolegniomycetes; Saprolegniales; Verrucalvaceae
Exons: 9
Coding region: 1-1230 (409 amino acids)
Cellular component (GO): membrane
Source: RefSeq, a predicted model, not a curated record